This is a messenger RNA of Cyprinus carpio (common carp), 4131 nucleotides long. RefSeq lists its product as uncharacterized. Lineage: Eukaryota; Metazoa; Chordata; Actinopteri; Cypriniformes; Cyprinidae. The record is from RefSeq and is a predicted model, not a curated record.
AUACCGCAGACGUAAUGGUCCAUUGUGAGCAAGAUGUAGAACAGGAAAAGCAGAUAAACAUAGCGGACCAUGGAGAGACAGAAGGCAUUGCAGGUUUUAAAUAUGCAGAUGAACAUCUUAUUGAAGAAAAGGAGAACAGUUUAAACCAGAAGGAUCAGGAGAAAACUGAGAAUGAUGAAGAAAAAGGACUUGAAUCACAAGUUCAAGAUUUGCAGAAGAGUGAAGAUCCAGAUAACGCAGACAUAUUGGUCCAAUGUGAGUUUUAUGGACAAGAUGUAGAACAAGACAAACUGAUAAACAUGAUGGAUCAUGGAGAGACAGGAGGCUUUGGAGGUUUUAAACUUUCAGAUGAACAUCCUAUUGAUGAGAAGGAGAACAAUUUAGACCAGAAGGAUCAGAAGAAAACUGAGAAUGAUGAAGACCAAGGACUUGAAUCACAAGUUCAAGACUUGCAGAAGAGUAAAGAUCCAGAUACUGCAGACGUAAUGGUCCAAUGUGAGCAAGAUGUAGAACAAGAAAAGCAGAUAAACAUAGCGGACAGUGGAGAGACAGAAGACAUUGGAGGUUUUAAACAUUCAGAUGAACAUCUUAUUGAUGAAAUAGAGGAACAAAUUGUUGACCAGAAGGAUCGGGGGAGAACUGAGAAGGAUGAAGACCAAGGAACUGAAUCACAAGUGCAAGAUUUGCUGCCACAGCUGGAAUAUUUAAAAAAAUAUUCUGAUGAAAUUGCUUGCAUAUCUAAAAACGAGGUUGAGGAGAUGAUGCCUGAAACUAGAGAUCCGACUGAGCAGGGUAAGGAGAAGGAAACUGUACAGGACUUGGACGAAAUUGGGCAGCUUGAACAAAGCGAUGGUGACAAUGAAUAUAAAGAAGAAUGUGAUCAGAAUCAUGAGGACGAAGGGUGUGCAAUGGAGAGUGAAGAUCUGGAUAAUGCAGACGUGAUGGUCCAAUCUGAGCUUUAUGGACAAGAUGUAGAACAAGAAAUGCAGAUAAGUGGGAUGGACCAUGCGGAGAAAGAAGGCAUUGGAGGUUUUAAACAUUCAGAUGAACAUCCUAUUGAUGAAAAGGAGAACAAUUUAGACCAGAAGGAUCAGGAGAAAACUGAGAAUGAUGAAGAACAAGGACUUGAAUCACAAGUUCAAGAUUUGCAAAAGAGUGAAGAUCCAAAUAACUCAGACAUAUUGGUCCAGUCUGAGCUUUAUGGACAAGAUGUAGAACAAGACAAACUGAUAAGCAUGAUGGAUCAUGCAGAGAAAGAAGGAACUGGCGGUUUUAAACAUUCAGAUGAACAUCUUAUUGAUGAAAUAGAGGAACAAAUUGUUGACCAGAAGGAUCGGGAGAGGGCUGAGAAUGAUGAAGACCAAGGACUUGAAUCACAAGUACAAGAUUUGCAGAAGAGUGAAGAUCCAGAUAAUGCAGACAUAAUGGUCCAAUGUGAGCAAGAUGUAGAACAGGAAAAGCAGAUAAACAUAGUGGAACAUGGAGAGACAGAAGGCAUUGGAGGAUUUAAACAUUCAGAUGGACAUUCUAUUGAUGAAAAGGAGAAACAAAAUGUUGACCCUAUGGAUCAGGAGAUGACUGAGAAUGAUGAAGAACAAGGAAUUGAAUCACAAGUGCAAGAUUUGCUACCACAGCGGGAAUAUUUUACAGAGGAAGCCGAUGACCUUGCAAAGCCUGAAAUGCUGAAUUUAAUGGAAAAAUAUUCUGAUGAAAUUGAUGAAUUCUCUAAAAAAGGGGUUGAGGAGGUGAUGCUUGAAACUGAGCAGGAUGAAGACACCACAGAAAGUGAACACGACACGACUAAAUAUGAGCUAAUGGAGUCAGUAGAAACCCUGCAGAAAGUUUCCGAAGAACUAUCUGAAAAAAAAGUACCAAAUGUUGAACUGAAAAUGACCACAGUAGUGGAUGAGUUUUUUGAAACCGUUUAUACAUUAGAAGACUCCCUGCUGUCGGAUUCAAAACAGGAUACUUCAGAAAAAACUCCUGAAACAGGAACUGGGUCAUCUAUGGUGGCCAUGAAAACUGAGGGCAUGGUUUCAGAUCUAAUUGUUUGUGAGUUCCCAGGAGAAUCGAGCAAAGGGCCAGAGACUGCAUUGGCGGAGACUGAUUUGGGAUGUUUUGAGGAGAUCAAAAGUAACCUACAUGAUCCCCAAACUCUUGCAGAAGAGCAAGCAGAAAGGGAAGCUGUGGUCGUAUGCUCUGUUGAGCACUCUGAGACCCUGAAAACAGUUGAGACUGAACAAGACAUUGAAACCUUAAUCGAAUCCUUGGGUACAACAGAAAGUCAUGCACAUCAGGAAAUAGACAAAACCAAGUUCUCACACAAAGAACAUGUUGAAUUAAGAACUGAACUGAGCGAAGAAACAACUGAUACAAAGAUCAGUUCAGAAGAUGAGGAAGCAGAACCCUCCGAGAAAGAAGGUCAAUCAUUAGUCAUCAGAAAUGUCACUUUACAGUCACAUGAGCUUCUUGAGUUCAAAGAAGGUGAAUGCAAAUCAUCUCUAGGAACAAUGGACACAUUCAGUGAAUCACUAGGAAAUUCAAGUGUGUCUGAAAUCGCUGAAAAUGCAGAGAUUGAACAUGUUGCAGAGGAGCAAACAGAUGUGAAACCUGUAUUAACAAGGUCUUUAAGUUCAGCCGGGUUUCUGGAGGAAACUGUACAUCUGCAGGAUGUAUCAGAGCGACGCACCGAAGAGCAGGAGAUCCUGGAGACUGCUUUAGAGUAUGUAGAAGGAAUAACAAAUCAAGUCUUGAAGGAUAUGAUAGAAACAGAAGUUAACUUAGUACAAGAAACAGAACCUUUGGCAGGACCUUCAUCAGAAGAACCUGGUGAUGCAGAAUAUCAGGGACCUGCACAAUGUGUGUCAGCUGAUGCCUUUGUCCUGGAAGAAGAAGGGAAGUUAUUGGGUGAGACAAUGGAAAGUAAGGUAGAAAUGGAGGUGGAAACCACAAGUAGUGAAGUUCUUAAACAAACUGAGCAACAUAUUAGUUCACCAGUGUGUGAAACGACUGAAGCUGAUGGAUGUCGUGAUAUUGCUGGAGCAACAGUGUUGAGUAGUCAUGAAGACUUAAUGGAAGUCAGCAGACCUGGGAUGAAAAGAGGAUUUGAUCAAGUGAACAAAGACCUUGCAGAGGUGAAGACGGAACGAAAAUUUGAUUUGUAUCUACAGGCAUUUGAGGAAUCAUCAUUGGACUUUACCAUUCAGAAGACUCGAAUUGCUGUGAAAAAUCCCCUAGUUCGGCCUCCUAAAGACCCCAGAAGGCUCCUCUUCAAGGCCUCAGUCGAACCUCUUGUCUCACAGCCUUCACCGCGUAGUCAGAAGGUUGAAGUCUCUGUUCCAAGUAAAGGGGUGACUGGAUUUAAACUUCCAGGACUGGGUGCAGAGCUGCCAGUACUGAGAAAAACUGAGUUUGGGAAGAAAACAAGAGAAGGAGGAGCAGCAGAGAGAACACUACAACCACAGCAAAAGUCAGUUGCAGUAACAGAGGAUUCUGUCAAACAAGAGCAAGCGCCAGUGCCAGUGCCAGCUAAACCCAAAUGGACACCGCCAAAGCAUCCUGGUAUGGGAAGUCCCUUCAUGAUGGCAGAACUCAAAAGCAAACUCAAAAAGCCUGUUCAGGAGUAAUAUAUUUCAUUUCAUCAUCAUUUUCAGAUGCCUCAUUCACCUGUUUUUAUUUGUCUUAUUCAAGCUCAUUGCAGCCUGGUAAAUAUUAUGGAAAGUUAUCCCACUGUUAUUCUAAAAUUGUAUUUUACUUCCGCUAUUUUGUUUGCUUCUAUCGAAGAAUCUAAGCUGUGAACAAACAUUUCUCAUGCAUUUUUCUUAAGACUGAUUAUUUAUUUAUAUUUGAAAAAACUAUAAGGAAAAUGAUUACAUGCUAAAUAUCAAUAAAUAUUUCUGCACUUUUCUGCAGCACUUAAACUUUCUGUGACUGUAGUUCAAACUGUCCUAGUCAGUGUUUAUCACCAGGAGGCAGCAGAGAGACACUGCUUGUCACUUAUACCACAUUUAGUACAAUUUUAGUUAUUGUUAUAAUGUAUGUUUCUUUUUCUUGUCAUUACUUUCUAUGUGUAUAAUUAUUUUGGCAAUAUUGUAUGUAAACAGUCAUGGCAAUAAAGUACUUUAAAUUGAA